CCAAAAUAAAACAACAUUUCCUCUUUCAAUUUCUUCACACACAAAAAAGUACAGAAAAAAAAAUGCUGGCGGCUCAAUCUCCAUUCUCCGGCGGUAAGACGAUACACCAGCAAAAAAACUGCCGGAAACCUCUGCAACCCGUGAACUCACUCCUCACUCCAAUCACAACCAACUCCAAAUCAAAACCAAAUCAUCAUGUAGACGAUGCUAACAAGGAGAAUGUUCCUCCCAUAUAUGCCGCUCCAGCCAAGUAUGAAUCUUUCAAUUUCGAUUCCUUUGAUGCAUCGCUAAAUGAGGAACUCAAUUCCCUUCGCGUAAAGCUCGAAAGGAUGAGGACAGAUGAAGAGAAGACUGAAAAGAUGAUGAACGAAAGGAAUCUGAUGCUCGAUUUAAAAAUGAAGGAGCUGUUAAAUAGAGGGGAAUCUCAGAAUCAGCUUGAAAUUGAGGUCGAUCGCUUAUAUCGAUUGCAGGAGAUUAAAUUAUAUUGCAUGAGGGUAUCUUCAGUUCGAUCAUUGAGAGAGAAGGAAAACGAAAAGAGGAAGAAACAAGAUCAAAUAAAGGUCAAUAAAACAGAGGAUAGAGAUGAACCAAAAGAAGAAACCUCGUUGCAAAGCCCAAAUUCAAACUAAUAAUGUUAUGUAGUAUUUGGGGUGGUUAACCAAGUGUGUGUUCUCCAUCUAGGGAGACGAGUGGUAUAAUAUCUUUCAAUGUAUACAGGGCAGACAGUGGCGGAUCCAGGAGGCGGGAUAUAUAUAUUUUUUUAGUAAUAGAUUAAAUUUUUACCUUAUAUUUUUGGUAAAUUAAUUUUAUUUUCAAACAUUCUCUGUAGCUUACUUGGUGAGAGUUAGCCUUAACAUACUUCAAGUCUUUGGUUCGAAUCAUUGUUAAUGGAUUUGUUAUGUAUUA
Olea europaea var. sylvestris is the source of this 906-nucleotide messenger RNA. RefSeq lists its product as uncharacterized. The coding region runs from base 63 to 629 and encodes 188 amino acids. The transcript is spliced from 3 exons. The record is from RefSeq and is a predicted model, not a curated record. Lineage: Eukaryota; Viridiplantae; Streptophyta; Magnoliopsida; Lamiales; Oleaceae.